GGCUCAUAAUUCAGUGAGACUGUUGCGAUAUAUCGAAGCCAACAUCUAACGACAAUCAAACUACAGUAUCAUAUCUAACAACGUGCGACCAAAGAGGGGAUUAGGAAAUGCGUUCACGAUAACGAGGAAGAUCUUGUGAGAAGUGUGUCGUGAGGCAAUGAAAAAAUGGAAAUAUCUGGACCUUCUUAGCCUAGAAAUCUGUUUCUUGAGGAGCGCGGGAGACUUUGAGGCCUAGAAGUUCGUUAAGGAUGUUGAGUGAGUCUCUCCAGCUAGCUAUGUUCUGUCUGUUCGCGAUCGCCACACCUGUGGCUCUGUCGGCGCCGAACGAGAAUUUGCGUUUCAUGCUGGCGUUUGCGAGGAGGUUGACGGCAUCUAGUCGUGAUAGUACCAUUUUUAAGUAUUGAAGUUGGGAGGAAGAGCUAAAAUCUCACUAUGACCUCUACAGUUCUUGGUCUUUGCUUGGCUACGGCAAUCCCGCAUCCCGCUCCUCCUAAGUCCAAGAUUUUUUGUUACUCGUAACUGAGAUGAAAGUAAUCAGUUUAUUGUAACAUCCAAAGCUUCGAUUAGAUUAGAUUAGAUUUGAAGCCAUGGCCAUACCUGAGUGAAAGUUGUCCAUCAACGAUUUUUCUGAUCAAUGUUUGAGCCCUGGGUUGCAACAGCAGGUUCUUCUUUGACAUGAACUGACUUUUUCAGGUGGAAACUCUACAUCUUCUCUCACGUGUAUGGCCGAUAAGUUUCUACGAAAAUUCCCAUUUAGUGUGUCCAGGGAUUUUGCUUUCGAUAACGUACGUGUGCUGUUUGAAGGCUUCGUCGUCUCUGAAGAGUGAUGAUUUUUAUUCUAUACAUAGAAGUAAAGCCAACAUGGUAUCUACAGUAUCUUCUGCCAGCUCGGUAGCCGGAGGCUCUUCGACGUGCAACACGAAGAAAAGCGCCGCCAGGAUGCCUUCGACAAUGGCGUCGCGCGAGAAGCUGCAACUGGAGUAUAAGAGCUUGGUCGAGGCGCUAAGUAACUCGCAUUUGACCAAGCCAUGGAACGAGCUAACCCGCAACGAGAAGAUUCGAGACGCGUCCUGGUGGUUCUUUCUGCUGUUGCUGCCCAUCUGGGGUUUUCUAUGGCACGCACCCACUUGGAAUCAGCUACACCUGACGAUUUUUCGCACCAAUAUGUGCUUCAUAGCUGCAUCAAUGCUCUGCGUGCAUGUGGUGGGACGGCGUUUUGGGGUACGCUUGCAACCGCAAACGCCUGACUACGUCUUGCUCUUUUUGCACCACGAUUACCAGCGACUAUUACCAAGUUUUUGCUAGGGGCGAGCGUGUUCGCAGAACUAGGAGAAGAAGCGGAAGCUUUGGGGCCGCAAGCUGCGGGGGAACUGUUUGAGGUAAAAUCUGAUUAGGAGUUAUGUUCCCGUGUCAGUGAUCGAGUAGAAGAUUCAGAUAUAUUAGAGUCAGUGGGAGGAGGUACUAGGUAGAAGUGAUGCUUACCCUAAUCAAUUUACCUUUACAGUCAAGAAAUAUUCGACAAGUGCAAAGAAAUACACGAACAGCUCCUUCGCGUCGAGUUCCUUGAGAGUAGCCUGAUCAUCUUCGUCGGGACAGCUCUCGUGACAGUUGCGUUUUAUCGCGAUUUCUACCUCCAGCAGCACACUGGAAUCGUUUGGUCUAUUAGCGCGCUCGAAAUUUGUCAUCACCCCGUCUCCGGUGAGAAGCUCGCUACCCCUGCAAAUUCGCUGCAACGGUAUUUGUCAGUCCAUUUGCCUGUUGGCGCCUUGGCCGCUGAUUUGUGGCUCUACGUGAAACACCGGUCUCUUCAUCGCAGUUUGUUUCUUUAUCAAACGGUGCACAAAGUUCAUCAUCAAUUCAAGUCGCCGCUGGUGCUGGCAGGCUUCGCUAUUCACCCCUUCGAGGCUCUGUGGACACUUUGCUUCGCUCUAGCGUGGAAUAUGCCGUCGAUGCCGCACUGUAUUCCAAUAGUCGCGCCUUUGGUUUUCGCCUUUUAUUUUCUCAAUUCAUUGCUAUCUGCACUGCGGCUACGCCUUCGACUGGGUCGAGCUGGUAUUGCCUGCGCUGUUCGUGAACACCUCUAGCUUCCACAACAUGCACCACGAGCGGGUUGCGUCGCACUUCUGUGAGGUCCUCUUGCUCUGGGAUUGCGUAUUAGGCACGGCGCCAAUGACCUACAAAGAAGGCAGAAUACCUGGUUAUUGGUGGCACAGCCAGAGGUACGGAAAAGGACGUGAAACUGAUAGGCCAGCAGGGAAAGGCAAAAGCAGAUAACGAACGGUAAACACAAGUACCCCGGUGGAAGAAGAUAGGCAUUUUAAUAUAGAUGACAUGCGGGCAAAAAUCUUCCACUGCGAUGAAAACCUAGAUGAUCAUCUAUUGUUUCGGACUUUUAUUCUGUUGACCUGCGUCAGCGUCAUGCUUUAAUGAAAAUGAUACUAGUUUUAAUUGCUGUUUGCCUGCAUGGAGAACCAGAAAUAUAUGUCUCUCGAGAACCUCAAUGUUGGGAAUGCCUUUCUCCUUCACAGCUUGUGUUGUAAGUGAAGAUCCGCAACAGGUCAUGAUUUUUGAAAACACCGAUGAAAAUGAUCAUUACAUGUAUUUCCUCCGCCGGACAUGAUAUGUCUGUCAUCAAGUUUUCUCUUGGUCGCUCCGUGAACACUAAAAGAACUCAUGCAACGGGGGAACAACAUUUAGUUAUUUUCUUUGUUGCUCCGUGAAUCUGUA
Messenger RNA from Amoebophrya sp. A25, 2727 nucleotides. NCBI's taxonomy places the organism in Eukaryota, Dinophyceae, Syndiniales, Amoebophryaceae. The record is from the annotation of a GenBank genome assembly.